This is a messenger RNA of Rhinopithecus roxellana (golden snub-nosed monkey), 5841 nucleotides long. RefSeq names its product NBPF member 12 (gene NBPF12). The coding region runs from base 185 to 4324 and encodes 1379 amino acids. NCBI's taxonomy places the organism in Eukaryota, Metazoa, Chordata, Mammalia, Primates, Cercopithecidae. The record is from RefSeq and is a predicted model, not a curated record. The transcript has 29 exons.
GUUACCUGGCACGCUGGCCACAAUCUUCCUCACUCUUGUGAGACUGAGCGACUGGCAGUGCCUUAGCUCUGAACUCAGACACCUGGAACCUUGUUUUUGUGGUUAAGGAUCCGAAAGUGCUGUGGGGACUGAUCUUGUUUUUCUCAACAUCCCUGGCUCCACCUCUUCUGCCACAGACGUCAGCAUGAUGGUACCUGUGGGCCCUUGGCCCAGUAAGAAGGCAGAGAUGAACACUCUAGAAAUCAACGGGAAAUUGCGCCCCCAGCGGGCAGAGAACAAACAUCAGUUCAUAAACACCAAGGAGAAAUAUCUUGUAACUCAAGUGGCCUACUUUCUGGCCAAGGGGCAGAACACUUACAACUAUGAAGAGUGCAAAGACCUCCUAAAAUCUAUGCUGCGGGAUGAGCUUCAGUUCAAGGAGGAGAAGCUUGCAGAACAGCUCGGGCAAGCUGAGGAGCUCAGGCAAUAUAAAGUCCUGGUUCACUCUCAGGAACGAGAGCUGAGACAGUUAAGGGAGAAGUUGCAGGAAGGGAGAGAUGCCUCCCGCGCAUUGAAUCAGCAUCUCCAGGCCCUCCUCACUCCGGAUGAGCCAGCCAACUCCCAGGGGCGGGACCUCCGAGAACAGCUGGCUGAGGGCUGUAGGCUGGCACAGCAGCUCGUCCGAAAGCUCACCCCAGAAAAUGAUGAAGAUGAGGAUGAAGAUGUUAACGUUGAGGACACUGAGGAGGUGCAGAAGGCAGAAGAAAAGGAAGUCCCUGAGGACUCAGUGGAGGAAUGUGCCAUAGCUUGUUCAAAUAGCUAUGGCCCUUCUGAGUCCAACCAGCCUCACAAGAACUCCAAAGUCACAUUGGAGGAAGACCAAAUGAACUUGACUCUGCUUAUAGACCAUGAAUCGUCUCCUGAUGGAUGGCAGGAUGCUCUAAACCUUGUCCCAGUCCCUGGCUCCACCUCUUCUACUACAAACGUCAGCAUGGUGGUAUCUGCGGGCCCUUGGUCCAGUGAGAAGUCAGAGAUGAACACUCUAGAAAUCAAUGAGAAAUUGCGCCCCCAGCAGGCAGAGAACAAACAUCAGUUCAUAAACACCAAGGAGAAAUAUCUUGUAACUCAAGUGGCCUACUUUCUGGCCAAGGGGCAGAACACUUACAACUAUGAAGAGUGCAAAGACCUCCUAAAAUCUAUGCUGCGGGAUGAGCUUCAGUUCAAGGAGCAGCUCGGGCAAGCUGAGGAGCUCAGGCAAUAUAAAGUCCUGGUUCACUCUCAGGAACGAGAGCUGAGGCAGUUAAGGGAGAAGUUGCAGGAAGGGAGAGAUGCCUCCCGUGCAUUGAAUCAGCAUCUCCAGGUCCUCCUCACUCCGGAUGAGCCGUCCAACUCCCAGGAGCGGGACCUCCGAGAACAGCUGGCUGAGGGCUGUAGGCUGGCACAGCAGCUCGUCCGAAAGCUCACCCCAGAAAAUGAUGAAGAUGAGGAUGAAGAUGUUAACGUUGAGGAGGCUGAGAAAGUACAGGAAUCAUGUGCCCCCAGGGAGGUGCAGAAGGCAGAAGAAAAGGAAGUCCCUGAGGACUCAGUGGAGGAAUGUGCCGGCACUUGUUCAAAUAGCCAUGGCCCUUCUGAGUCCAACCAGCCUCACAAGAACUCCAAAGUCACAUUGGAGGAAGACCAAGUGGACUCAACUCUGCUUAUAGACUGUGAAUCAUCUCCUGAUGGAUGGCAGGAUGCUCUAAACCUUGUCCCAGUCCCUGGCUCCACCUCUUCUACUACAAACGUCAGCAUGGUGGUAUCUGCGGGCCCUUGGUCCAGUGAGAAGUCAGAGAUGAACACUCUAGAAAUCAACGAGAAACUGCGCCCACAGCUGGCAGAGAAGAAACAACGGUUUAGAAACACUAGAGAGAAAUUUCUUGUAACUCAAGUGGCCUACUUCCUGGCCAACCAGCAGAACAGUUAUAACUAUGAAGAGUGCAAAGACCUCCUAAAAUCUAUGCUGCGGGAUGAGCUUCAGUUCAAGGAGGAGAAGCUUGCAGAGCAGCUCGGGCAAGCUGAGGAGCUCAGGCAAUAUAAAGUCCUGGUUCACUCUCAGGAACGAGAGCUGAGGCAGUUAAGGGAGAAGUUGCAGGAAGGGAGAGAUGCCUCCCGCGCAUUGAGUCAGCAUCUCCAGGCCCUCCUCACUCCGGAUGAGCCAGCCAACUCCCAGGGGCGGGACCUCCGAGAACAGCUGGCCAAGAGUUGUAGGCUGGCACAGCACCUCGUCCGAAAGCUCACCCCAGAAAAUGAUGAAGAUGAGGAUGAAGAUGUUAACGUUGAGGAGGCUGAGAAAGUACAGGAAUCAUGUGCCCCCAGGGAGGUGCAGAAGGCAGAAGAAAAGGAAGUCCCUGAGGACUCAGUGGAGGAAUGUGCCGUCCUCUCCAUAGCUUGUUCAAAUAGCUAUGGCCCUUCUGAGUCCAACCAGCCUCACAAGAACUCCAAAGUCACAUUGGAGGAAGACCAAGUGGACUCAACUCUGCUUAUAGACUGUGAAUCAUCUCCUGAUGGAUGGCAGGAUGCUCUAAACCUUGUCCCAGUCCCUGGCUCCACCUCUUCUACUACAAACGUCAGCAUGGUGGUAUCUGCGGGCCCUUGGUCCAGUGAGAAGUCAGAGAUGAACACUCUAGAAAUCAACGAGAAACUGCGCCCACAGCUGGCAGAGAAGAAACAACGGUUUAGAAACACUAGAGAGAAAUUUCUUGUAACUCAAGUGGCCUACUUCCUGGCCAACCAGCAGAACAGUUAUAACUAUGAAGAGUGCAAAGACCUCCUAAAAUCUAUGCUGCGGGAUGAGCUUCAGUUCAAGGAGGAGAAGCUUGCAGAGCAGCUCGGGCAAGCUGAGGAGCUCAGGCAAUAUAAAGUCCUGGUUCACUCUCAGGAACGAGAGCUGAGGCAGUUAAGGGAGAAGUUGCAGGAAGGGAGAGAUGCCUCCCGCGCAUUGAGUCAGCAUCUCCAGGCCCUCCUCACUCCGGAUGAGCCAGCCAACUCCCAGGGGCGGGACCUCCGAGAACAGCUGGCCAAGAGUUGUAGGCUGGCACAGCACCUCGUCCGAAAGCUCACCCCAGAAAAUGAUGAAGAUGAGGAUGAAGAUGUUAACAUUGAGGAGGCUGAGAAAGUACAGGAAUCAUGUGCCCCCAGGGAGGUGCAGAAGGCUGAAGAGAAGGAAGAACCUGAGGACUCAGUGCAGGAAUGUGCCAUCGCUUGUUCAAAUAGCCAUGGUCCUUGUGAGUCCAACCAGCCUUGCAGCAACACCAGAAUCACAUUUGAGGAAGACCAAGUCAACUCAUGUCUCAUUGACUCAUCCUCUCAUGAUGAAUGGGAGGAUACUGUAUCCAUUAUCCCAGAAAAUGAAAGUGAUCAUGAAGAAGAGGAAGAAAAAGGGCCAGUGUCUCCCAGGAAUCUGCAGGAGUCUGAAGAGGAGGAAGCUCCCCAGGAAUCCUGGGAUGAAGGUUAUUUGACUCUCUCAAUUCCUCCUGACAUGUCUGCCUCAUACCAGUCUUACAGGAGCACCUUUCACUCAUUAGAGGAACAACAAGUCGACUUGGCUCUUGACAUGGGCAGACAUUGGUGUGAUGAAGUGAAAAAGGAGGACCAAGAGGCCACAGGUCCCAGGCUCAACAGGGAACUGCUGGGUGAGAAAGAGCCCGAAGCCUUGCAGGACUCACUGGAUAGAUUUUAUUCAACUCCUUGCGGGUAUCUUGAACUGCCUGACUUAUGCCAGCCCUACAGAAAUGCCUUUUCCUCGUUGGAAGAACAGCACUUUGGCUUGGCUCUUGACAUGGACAGAAUUACAAAGGACCAUGAAGAGGAAGAAGACCAAGGCCCACCAUGCCCCAGACUCAGCAGAGAGCUGCUGGAGGUAGUAGAGCCUGAAGUCUUGCAGGACUCACUGGAUAGAUGUUAUUCGACUCCUUACAGUUGUCUUGAGCUUCCCGAGUCAUGCCAUCCCCAUGGAAGUUGCUUUGACUCAUUGGAGGAACAACACGUUGGCUUUUCUCUUGGCGUGGAUGAAAUUGAAAAGUACCAAGAAGGGGAAGAAGAUCAAAACCCACCAUGCCCCAGGCUCAAUGGGGUGCUGAUGGAAGCAGAAGAGGCUGAAGUCUUGCAGGACUCACUGAAUGGAUGUUAUUCGACUCCUUCAAGUUACUUUCAACUACCUGACUCAUUCCAGCACUACACAAGUGCCUUUUAUUCACUUGAGGAACAGCACGUCAGCUUGGCCCUUGACGUGGACAAUGGGUUUUUUACUUCGACGGUGAUAAGGUUCCACCUGGGCUUCCAGAUGGGAGUCAUAUUCCCACACUAAGCAGCCCUUACUAAGCUGAGAGAUGUCAUUGCCGCAGGCAGGACUUACAGGCACAUGUAGGUUUGAAUGAAACUGUAGUUCCGUUUGGAAUCCCAGACAUAGGAUAGGAAAGUGGGCAGAACUCUAUUCCAUUCUCAGACCAUGCAGUAGCAACCUGUGCUCAGUCUGAAGACACUGGACCCAAGUUAGGUGUGACACGUUCACAUAACUAUGCAGCACAUGCCGGGAGUGAUCUGUGAGAUAUUCUAAUUCGAACCAGGUAUCUCUGGGUAGCUACAAAGUUCCUCAGGGAUUUCAUUUUACGGGCAUGUCUCUGAGCUUCUAUGCCUGCUCAAGGUCCGUGUCAUCUUUGUGUUUAACUCAUGCAAAGGUGUUACCCAGGUUUCAGUGAACCUCCCCCCAUUCUUUGUAUCUUCAGUGUUGGUUUGUUUUAGCUGAUCCAUGUGUAACACAGGAGGGAUCCUUGUCUGAGGAUUGUAUUUCAGAACCACUGACUGCUCUUGACAAUGGUUAACCCACUAGGCUCCUUUGGUUAGAGAAGCCACAGUCCUUCAGCCUCCAAUUGCUAUCAAUACGUAGGAAGACCACAGCUAGAUGGACAAACAGCGUGGAGAGCCCUUAGCCCUGCUCCUCUCAAUUCCAUCCUGUAAAGAACAGGAGCCAGGAGCCGCUGGCAGGAGGCAGCAUGUCACCCGGGACUCUGCUGGUGCAGAAUAUGAACAAUGCCAUGUUCUUGCAGAAAACGCUUAGCCUGAGUUUCAUAGGAGGUAAUCACCAGACAACUGCAGAAUGUAGAACACUGAGCAGGACAACUGGCCUGUCUCCUUCACACAGUCCAUGUCACCACGAAUCACACAACAAAAAGGAGAAGAGAUAUUUUGGGUUCAAACCAAGUAAAAAGGUACUGUAGCUACAUUUCUUUAUUUUGAACCCCAAAUAUUUCCUCAUCUUUUUGUUGUCAUUGAUUGUGGUGACAUGGACUUGUUUGUAGAGGACAAGUCUGCUCUCUGGCUCAAUGAUCUACAUUCUGAAGUUGUCUGAAAAUGUCUUCAUGAUUCAAUUCAGCCUAAACGUUUUGCCAGGAACACUGCAGAGUCAAUACUGUGAGUUUCCAACCUCAGCCUGUCUAUCUGCGGGCACAGAAGGUCUGGUUUGUCCAUCACCAUUAUCAUGAUAUCAGGACCGGUUACUUGGUUAAGGAGGGGUCUAGGAGAUCUGUCGCUUUUAGAGACACCUUACUUAUAAUGAAGUAUUUGGGAAAGUGGUUUGUAAAGGUAUAAACGUCAUGUAUUCCAAUGAUCAUCCUGUAAACAUUUUAUCAUUUAUUAAUCAUCCCUGCCUGUGUCUAUUAUUAUAUUCAUAUCUCUAUACUGGAAAUUUUCUGUCUCAAUUUUUACUCUGCCUUUGUUUUUGCUAGUGUCUGCUGUUGAAAAAAAAAAAUUCUCUGCCUGAGUUUUAAUUUUUGUCCAAAGUUAUUUUAGUCUAUACAAUUAAAAACUUUUGCCUAUCACUCUGGA